AGACGGGAGCCAGGGAGAGAUGCUCUUGACUCCACUCAGAUCCAUCCUGGGGACCAGUGUAGGAGCGGUCCUCGCAGCGCUCAGUCUCUGCCCGGGUUCCCACUUCUCCUUUGCCGCUGGGCCUUGGCCCAGGAGCCAAGACGGGCGACACGGAGCCGCCAGUGCUGGAAGGGGAGCCAUGGGUGCGGGGCAGUGUGGGGGCAGAGGCCCCAGGACGCCCGCCUGGUCCCAGGCCCCGCUCCGCCAGGGCGCCUCCACGGGUGCCCCCUGCUUCUUGGUCCGAGCAGUGCGAGUGUGCCCGGGAGCCCAGCGGCGGCGGUGCCGUGGAUGCCGGCGUGGGCUGGGGGGUGCGGGCCGUGGGGAGCAGUGCUAUGCAUAAGCACCAGCACUGCUGUAAGUGCCCUGAGUGCUAUGAGGUGACCCGCCUGGCCGCCCUGCGGCGCCUGGAGCCUCCGGGCUAUGGGGACUGGCAGGUGCCUGAUCCCUAUGGGCCAAGUGGAGGCAACGGAGCGAGCGCAGGUUAUGGGGGCUACAGCUCGCAGACCUUGCCCUCGCAGGCGGGUGCCACCCCGACGCCCCGGACCAAGGCCAAGCUCAUCCCCACCUGCCGGGAUGUGGGGCCGGUGCCCCCCAAGCCAGUCCCGGGCAAGAGCAACCCCAAACUCAACGGCAGCGGCCCCGGCUGGUGGCCCGAGUGCACCUGUACCAACCGGGACUGGUAUGAGCAGGUGAAUGGCAGCGAUGGCAUGUUCAAGUAUGAGGAGAUAGUACUUGAACGGGGCAAUUCUGGCCUGGGCUUCAGCAUCGCAGGUGGCAUUGACAACCCCCAUGUCCCUGAUGAUCCUGGCAUCUUUAUUACCAAGAUCAUCCCUGGUGGAGCAGCUGCCAUGGAUGGAAGACUGGGGGUGAAUGACUGUGUGCUACGGGUGAAUGAAGUGGACGUGUCGGAGGUGGUACACAGCCGGGCUGUGGAGGCAUUGAAGGAGGCGGGCCCAGUGGUGCGGUUGGUGGUGCGGAGGCGACAGCCCCCACCUGAGACCAUCAUGGAAGUCAACCUGCUCAAAGGACCCAAAGGCCUGGGGUUCAGCAUCGCUGGGGGCAUUGGCAACCAACACAUCCCAGGAGACAACAGCAUCUAUAUCACUAAGAUCAUUGAAGGGGGCGCUGCUCAAAAGGAUGGACGCCUACAGAUCGGGGACCGGCUGCUGGCGGUAAACAACACCAACCUGCAGGAUGUGAGACAUGAGGAAGCGGUGGCCUCACUGAAGAAUACAUCUGAUAUGGUCUAUCUGAAGGUGGCUAAGCCGGGCAGCCUAAAUCUCAAUGACAUGUAUGCACCCCCUGACUACUCCAGCACUUUCACUGCCUUGGCUGACAACCACAUAAGCCAUAAUUCCAACCUGGGUUAUCUGGGGGCUGUGGAGAGCAAGGUUAGCUACCCUGCUCCUCCUCAAGUUCCCCCAGCACGCUACUCUCCUAUCCCCCGGCACAUGCUGGCCGAGGAAGACUUUACCAGAGAGCCUCGCAAGAUCAUCCUACACAAAGGCUCCACAGGCCUAGGCUUCAACAUCGUAGGAGGAGAGGAUGGAGAAGGCAUUUUCGUCUCCUUCAUUUUGGCAGGAGGCCCAGCUGACCUAAGUGGGGAGCUACGCAGGGGAGACCGGAUCUUAUCGGUGAAUGGCGUGAACCUGAGGAACGCAACUCACGAGCAGGCUGCAGCUGCUCUGAAACGCGCCGGCCAGUCAGUCACCAUCGUGGCCCAGUACAGACCUGAAGAGUAUAGUCGCUUUGAAUCCAAGAUCCAUGACUUGCGAGAACAAAUGAUGAACAGCAGUAUGAGCUCUGGGUCCGGGUCGCUCCGCACCAGCGAGAAGAGGUCCUUGUAUGUCAGGGCUCUGUUUGAUUAUGACCGCACUCGGGACAGCUGUCUGCCAAGCCAGGGACUCAGCUUCUCCUACGGUGACAUCUUGCAUGUCAUUAAUGCCUCUGAUGAUGAAUGGUGGCAGGCAAGACUGGUGACCCCACAUGGAGAAAGUGAGCAAAUUGGUGUGAUCCCCAGUAAGAAGAGGGUGGAAAAGAAAGAGAGAGCUCGAUUGAAAACUGUGAAGUUCCAUGCCAGGACGGGGAUGAUUGAGUCUAACAGGUCGAUCAAAACGAAACGUAAAAAGAGUUUCCGCCUCUCUCGAAAGUUUCCAUUUUACAAGAGCAAAGAAAACAUGGCCCAGGAUUGCAGCAUACAGGAACAGGGAGUGACAUCCAACACCAGUGACAGCGAAAGCAGUUCCAAGGGACAAGAGGAUGGUAUUUUAUCAUAUGAACCAGUGACACGGCAAGAAAUUCACUAUGCAAGACCUGUCAUCAUUCUGGGCCCGAUGAAAGACCGAGUCAACGAUGACCUCAUCUCGGAGUUCCCACAUAAAUUUGGAUCCUGUGUGCCACAUACUACCAGACCUCGACGUGAUAAUGAGGUGGAUGGACAAGACUACCACUUUGUGGUAUCCCGGGAACAGAUGGAGAAGGAUAUUCAAGACAACAAGUUCAUUGAAGCUGGCCAAUUCAAUGAUAAUCUCUAUGGAACCAGCAUCCAGUCGGUGCGGGCAGUUGCAGAGAGAGGCAAGCACUGCAUCUUAGAUGUUUCCGGCAAUGCUAUUAAGAGGCUGCAGCAAGCACAACUUUACCCUAUUGCCAUUUUCAUCAAGCCCAAGUCCAUUGAAGCGCUCAUGGAAAUGAACCGACGGCAGACAUAUGAACAAGCAAAUAAGAUUUAUGACAAAGCCAUGAAGCUGGAACAGGAGUUUGGGGAGUACUUCACAGCCAUUGUACAGGGUGACUCACUGGAAGAGAUUUAUAACAAAAUCAAACAAAUCAUUGAGGACCAGUCUGGGCACUACAUUUGGGUCCCAUCCCCUGAAAAACUCUGAAGAAUCCCUUCCAACCAUUCUAUUGUUCACAGAAGAAAUCAAGUCCCUCUUCCCUCCUCCCUCUUCAUUCCUGUCCCACGGGGAGAACAAAUGACUACUGUUCCUGUCCCCUUUUUUAGAUAUGUCAAAAAAAUUGAGUUUUCUAGUCCUGUUCUGUUUUUUUUUAAAUUUUUGUUUUGUUUUACUUUACUUUUGGGGAUGAUGCCAUCUCAUUCAUCAUGUGACUGUGCCCAUUCCUGCAUGGACUUUUCCCAAGCGCUAGCACAGGUGCAAAUCCAUUCGAGUCAUUGUUUUCAUCCAAUCCAAGGAGAAACGAAGAGAAGAGAGGAGGACUGAUGGCAAGACAAACUCUGGACAGCUGCAUGGUUUGAGAAGUGAGAUGCAAGGAGAUGCUCCUGAGCAUUUCUACCUAUCCAUACUGCUAUCUUGCAGCUCUGAAUGGUGCAACAUAAUGGUCGGCAGAAAGUAUCUUAUUUAUAUAUAGAUAUAUAUAUGUAAUUUAUAUAAAAUAUAUAAAAAUUAUUAUAUAUAUAUAUUAUACGCUCUCAUAUAAUAUAUAUAUAUUCACACACAUUUGGACUAGAAAAUCUAUGGAGACUUCAUCAAUGGUACUGUGUAAUUAGAGAAAUGCUUUAAUUUUCAUAUUCCAAUCAGAUGGCAUCAUAUCCCAACUGGUUGGGGAGGGAUUGAAAAUGACAGUAAGUGUUAUAGAGAUAUGGAGGGCACUGCAUUUCGUCAUUCUCUUGAGAGCUGGUGUUUUCUCAAGGGGAGUUAACCAGAGGUCUUCGCAAAAGGACUUUUGCCUGGGGGGAGGGGACAAGAGGGUGGGAGACUUGACCUUCAAGCAGCUGCUGCCUUUGAGGUACAGUCAGUCCUGUGUGUGGCAAGAGAGAAUGGUUAACAGUGCUCCAUAUUAAUUGCCUAUUGUUUCACGCCACCUGAUGUGUCUGCAUGAGAGGUUUCCUUUUUGUUCAUUUUUUAAGCUGCUGUUAAACCAAAACCAUGUUGUGCUACUGUGUCAGCCUUUUCAUGAUUCCAAAUUUUCCUUUUACUAUUUAAGUGAAUGCGUAGAAUUCAAUUUGACAGUGUGCUACAGGCUCAUGUUCUAGAGGCGCCAGGCCUGGUUUGUGAUAGAGUAGGUGACCCAGGCUUGGUCAUGCAGCCAGCCGAAGGGGUGUGAGAGCCGGUGAGGACUGAGCACAGGAACUGGCGCUCCGCAUCACAGCAUAUUUCUUCAGUCACCUGCCGGAUGGGCUGCGCUCAGCUGAGGAUCCUUCCUGGGGCCCCGUCCACAGAAGGGCCAGGGAAUCGCCUGCCUCCUCGCGCUGCAGGGGCAGCGGGACAGCAGGGUGGCUCGGCCAGCUGAGCAGUGCAGAGUUUGAGUGGGUUUUUUUUCACAGCUGCUUCAUAUGCCCUACCCAAGCACCUCACCCCCAGCUGCUAGCUUCCUGUUUCUUCAGAAGAAAGUAGAUUUUAAUGCUGUCAAUUUGAACUGUAAAACUAAGUAAGAUUCACUUAUCGGUGAGAUGUGAAAUCUUGUUGCUUUUUCCCAGAGCCCGAUGGCAAUGAUUGUGUCAGAGGAGGUUUUCUCCCUGCGCAGAUCCAGGCAGCUCCUUCGAGGCUGCCAUACCUUCCCUGCCUCCCGGACACAGGAGAGGCAUGAGCAGGGAGAAGAGCAUGGGCAGGCUUGGCCCCGGGAUUGUUCUGAUGAUUCCUAGCCCACUUGUUAGGACUAGUGCAGAUGCCAGAUGGAAGUCGCUUGGAACACUACCAGCCCAAUUCAGGAAAUGUUGUAGCAGUUCUCCUACCAGCACAAAUAGGCUAACUGUGAAGUGUGGGGCCCAGAAUGAGGGUAAAGAGAAGAUGACAUCAUUACCUGGGCAGUACACUGGAUUGAAGGCAAAGAGGGGUACAGUGAUAGCUGAUGAUAAACCUGGUGAGGAGGGGUAAGCAGGGACUGCAAAUUUCUCAGAUUUGAACUAAAUGAUGUCUGACUGAUGCUCCACCCUCUCCCCCUCCCAGUGAAGAAAAGCAAAGAUUUCAAGUAAGCAUGACACUAGUUGGUUUACCAGUGUUCCUUCCAAGGAGACAUAUAUUUUUUAAUAAACGAUAGUUGCAAUGAA
Molecule: messenger RNA, 5044 nt
Organism: Sorex araneus (European shrew)
Lineage: Eukaryota; Metazoa; Chordata; Mammalia; Eulipotyphla; Soricidae
Gene: DLG3
Product: discs large MAGUK scaffold protein 3
Exons: 20
Coding region: 372-2921 (849 amino acids)
Biological process (GO): chemical synaptic transmission
Cellular component (GO): postsynaptic density membrane; neuromuscular junction; neuron projection
Molecular function (GO): kinase binding
Source: RefSeq, a predicted model, not a curated record